Messenger RNA from Phragmites australis (common reed), 1790 nucleotides. RefSeq names its product amino acid permease 3-like. The record is from RefSeq and is a predicted model, not a curated record. Bases 125 to 1564 code for a protein of 479 amino acids. The transcript is spliced from 3 exons. Gene Ontology annotation, cellular component: plasma membrane. Lineage: Eukaryota; Viridiplantae; Streptophyta; Magnoliopsida; Poales; Poaceae.
CGCUCACCUCACCCCUAACUCCUCACCACACUCUUACGCGCGAGCAUCCAAGACCUUGAUCACUCGCUUGGCUACUUCAAUCCUAAGAGGAGAGGAAGAAAGCUGAGAGAGAAACGCAGUGACCAUGGCGGCGCACAACGGAGCGAACAAGCAAGUGGUGGCGCCGAUGGAGGUUUCGGUGGAGGCCGGGAACGCUGGGGACGCCGCGUGGCUGGACGACGACGGGCGUCCCCGACGCACGGGCACGCUGUGGACGGCCAGCUCGCACAUCAUCACCGCCGUCAUCGGCUCCGGCGUGCUCUCGCUCGCCUGGGCCGUCGCGCAGCUCGGCUGGGUGGCAGGCCCCGCCGCCAUGCUCCUCUUCGCCUUGCUCACCUACUACACCGCCACGCUGCUCGCUGAGUGCUACCGCACGGGUGACCCUGCCACCGGGAAGCGCAAUUACACCUACAUGGAAGCCGUCCGGUCCAACCUCGGCGGCGCCAAGGUCGCCUUCUGCGGCGUCAUACAGUACGCCAACCUCGUCGGCGUCGCCAUUGGGUACACCAUCGCGUCGUCCAUCAGCAUGCGGGCCAUCAGGAGGGCCGGCUGCUUCCACACCAACAGCCACGCCGACCCGUGCGAGAGCUCGAGCAACCCGUACAUGAUCCUCUUCGGCGCCGUGCAGAUCCUCUUCUCGCAAAUACCGGACUUCGAUCAGAUUUGGUGGCUUUCCAUCGUUGCCGCCGUCAUGUCCUUCACUUACUCCUCCAUCGGACUCUCCCUCGGCAUCGCGCAGACCAUUUCCAACGGUGGGUUCAAGGGCAGCCUCACCGGCAUCAGCAUCGGCGCUGGCGUCACCUCCACGGAAAAGAUCUGGCGCAGCCUGCAGGCCUUCGGCGACAUCGCCUUCGCCUACUCCUUCUCAAACAUCCUCAUCGAGAUCCAAGACACUAUCAAGGCGCCGCCGCCGUCGGAGGCGAAGGUGAUGAAGAAGGCGACGCUCCUGAGCGUGGCGACGACGACGGUAUUCUACAUGCUGUGCGGUUGCAUGGGGUACGCGGCGUUCGGGGACGCGGCGCCGGACAACCUCCUCACGGGGUUCGGCUUCUACGAGCCCUUUUGGCUGCUGGACGUCGCCAACGUCGCCAUCGUCGUGCACCUCGUCGGCGCCUACCAGGUGUUCUGCCAGCCCAUCUUCGCCUUCGUCGAGCACCGCGCAUCCGCCACGUGGCCGGACAGCACGUUCAUCACACGGGAGCUCCGCGUGGGUCCCUUCGCGCUCAGCGUGUUCCGCCUCACGUGGCGGUCGGCGUUCGUUUGCCUCACCACCGUCGUCGCCAUGCUGCUGCCCUUCUUCGGCAACGUCGUCGGUCUUCUCGGCGCCGUCUCCUUCUGGCCGCUCACCGUCUACUUCCCUGUCGAGAUGUACAUCAGGCAGCGCAAAGUGCCACGCGGCAGCAUGCGGUGGAUCUGCCUCCAGACGCUCAGUGUCAGCUGCCUCGUCAUCUCCAUCGCCGCCGCGGUGGGCUCCAUCGCCGACGUCAUCGACGCUCUCAAGGUGUACCGGCCGUUCAGCGGUUAAUCAACUUGGCAGAACAUGAUAGAUAACCCUAAUGUCAACAGCGAGCAAGUAUACAAAGCAAGCAUAGCAGUUCGCUUGUAAAAAACUACAGAAGGAUGUCUUUUCGCUGCUCGUCAAUUUUUGUUUCAAAUGUCAGUGAAUUCAAUCUUAAUUCUUAAAUUGUUAUUGGAUUAAAUUUUUAAUAAUGAGGAACCUGUGUUGAAGCCUCACCUUCACACUCCAACUA